This is a messenger RNA of Hevea brasiliensis (rubber tree), 2135 nucleotides long. Its product is annotated as probable WRKY transcription factor 20. Gene Ontology annotation, biological process: regulation of DNA-templated transcription. The coding region runs from base 448 to 1860 and encodes 470 amino acids. The record is from RefSeq and is a predicted model, not a curated record. The transcript is spliced from 6 exons. NCBI's taxonomy places the organism in Eukaryota, Viridiplantae, Streptophyta, Magnoliopsida, Malpighiales, Euphorbiaceae. Gene Ontology annotation, molecular function: sequence-specific DNA binding; DNA-binding transcription factor activity.
UUUUCAAUGUUUUAGCGGUGUUGUUGGCUGCAGAAAAUCUACUUUACUAUUGUAUGCUUAGAAUAUGGAAUAAAUGAAUUGAUGAGGAGGUUGAUGUUUUUUAUUAUACGUGCCGCGUAUACAAAGAGGAAUAAGAAGCUAUAAAGCACAUGUGGGUCAAGGGAGUAAGAAUAGUUUCAAUUUUCUAUGGUAGAAUAGUUUCAAUUAUCUAUGGUGAGAAUGAACUUCGCUGCCUAUAAGUAAGUGCCUGUGUAGAGCUGAAUAUGAUAAAGAAAAGAUAUGUGGUCAAGCAUAAGAAUUGCGGUUGAGGCUUCACCUGUCUGAUUGUUCAUAAUUUUUUCUAGAUUGGAAGAUAUUGGGCUACCUUGUGCGGAACCUUCUCCAACUACUGGUUCGUUUACUAACCCUCAAACAGGACAUGGCUUUCUUAUCUCCAAUUCAUUUUCAAUGACAGUUCCCUCAAAUGCCCAUGGAGAAAGAAAAUCCAGCUGCUUUGAGUUUAGACCCCAUGCUAAAUCAAACUUGGUUCCUGCAGAUAUGAACCACCAAAGAAGUGAACAAUCUGUUCAAGUUCAAGGCCAGUGUCAGUCUCAGUCACAUGCAUCAUCACCUACAGUCAAAAGCGAGAUGGCAGUCCCCUUGAAUGAGUUGAGUCUAUCAGCACCACUUCCUAUGGUUACUUUAGGGUCUAGUGCUCCUACUCAAGUUGAUUCAGAUGAUUUAAACCAGAUGGGGAUUUCCAACAGUGGGCUUCAGACAUCACAACCUGAUCAUAAAGGCGGAAGUGGUCUUUCAAUGCCAUCUGAUGAUGGAUAUAACUGGAGAAAAUAUGGACAGAAACAUGUUAAAGGAAGUGAAUUCCCACGCAGCUAUUACAAAUGUACACACCCUAAUUGUGAAGUGAAAAAGUUAUUUGAGCGCUCUCAUGAUGGACAGAUAACAGAAAUUAUCUAUAAGGGUACACAUGAUCAUCCUAAGCCUCAACCCAGCCGCCGAUAUACUGCUGGUGCUGUUUUGUCGAUGCAAGAAGAUAGAUCUGACAAAAUUUUAUCUUUACAUGGCCGAGAUGACAAGUCAUCUAGUGCCAAUGGCCAUGUGUCUAAUACCAUUGAGCCAAAUGGUACCCCUGAACAGUCUCCUCUUACACCAAAUGAUGAUUGUACUGAAGGUGCUGAAGAUGAUGAUGAUCCCUUCUCAAAAAGGAGGAAAAUGGAUACUGGGGUUUUUGAUGUUACUCCAGUGAUUAAGCCUAUACGGGAACCACGUGUUGUUGUCCAAACUAUGAGCGAGGUUGAUAUACUGGAUGAUGGGUACCGUUGGCGCAAAUAUGGGCAGAAAGUAGUGAGAGGCAAUCCUAAUCCAAGGAGUUACUACAAAUGCACAAAUGCUGGGUGCCCAGUUAGGAAACAUGUGGAGAGAGCAUCUCAUGACCCGAAAGCAGUCAUAACUACUUAUGAGGGGAAACACAAUCAUGAUGUACCCACAGCAAGGAGCAGUAGUCAUGACACAGCAGGACCAGCACCCGUGAAUGGACCAUCAAGGAUUAGAUCAGAUGAAAGUGAGACGAUUAGCCUUGAUCUCGGGGUUGGCAUCCGUUCAGCUGCUGAAAAUAGAUCAAACGACCAGCAACAAGCAAUGCAUUCUGAGCUCACCCAGAACCAAACCCAAAUAAGCGGUUCCAGUUUCAGAAUAGUUCCAAGAGCCCCAGCUACACCUUACUAUGGUGUUUUAAAUGUUGGCAUGAAUCAAUAUGGGUCUAGACAAACUCCAAAUGAAGGCCGCAGCGUUGAAAUUUCACCUUUAAGCCAUUCUUCUUACCCAUAUCCUCAGAACGUGGGAAGACUAUUAAUGGGUCCAUAAAUUUCUUUCAAAUGAAGUGAACAGAGUUCAAUUUUCCUUCUAUUUCAGCUGGUAAAUGACAGAAAGGCUAGAAUCUGAAAUUGGGAAUUUGAGUAGUUCCUAUUAUCGUCUUGGGGCUGAUCUUGGUAUUAGCUUGUUGCAAAUUCUGGUGUUGCCAAUUGUUGUAUUAAUCAACUAUGCGGAUCACAAAACAUUGUACAAAUAUGAAAGUAACACAGGCAAUACGUAAACACUACUGUAAAAUUAGUGCUUGAAAUGGGAUUCAUUGUGGCUUU